This is a messenger RNA of Fusarium subglutinans, 2049 nucleotides long. RefSeq names its product hexose transporter 2. Gene Ontology annotation, cellular component: membrane. The record is from RefSeq and is a predicted model, not a curated record. Gene Ontology annotation, molecular function: toxin activity; carbohydrate:proton symporter activity. NCBI's taxonomy places the organism in Eukaryota, Fungi, Ascomycota, Sordariomycetes, Hypocreales, Nectriaceae. The coding region runs from base 1 to 2049 and encodes 682 amino acids. The transcript has 3 exons. Gene Ontology annotation, biological process: carbohydrate transport; transmembrane transport.
AUGAUCUCUGAUGACCUCGCUAGAGAGGUCAAGGUGAUAACAACCCACGACGUUCUGAAGGCUGCUUCAAUCAACAACCCUGAGAAGUACAUGCCCAACGAGGACGUCGAAGUUGAUAAUGUCACGAAGGUUCUGAAGGUAGUUGUCUCUAUAGGUCUCAACGAGGUGCCUGUGGUCGGUGGCAUGCUCUCAGGGUUGAUAGGCUUGUUUUGGCCUGGUGGCGAUGACAGUAUAUGGGAGGGCACCAAAGACAAUGUAGAGCGCCUUGUUGAUGAAAAGAUCGGUGAGCAGACCGCCAAAGACAACCGAUUGAGGCUCAAAGGCAUCUGCAAGGUUCUGCAAAUCUUUGCACAGGAGCCACCAAAGAUCCAGGCUCGCAACUUUCACGGAGUAGUCAACAUUCUGAUGGAAAACGAGCCAUUAAUCUUCGAGAACGAAUCGCCAUGGUAUAACCUUCCAUACCUUGCUCCCUUUGGCACUCUCUACCUAUCUGCACUCUAUACUCAGUGGAAGCAUUGCGAGAAAAUCGAUAAGUCCUCGGAUUCAAAGCCAGCGUACAAAAAGUUACUCGAGGAAGAGGUUUAUCGACUUCAAGCUUUGGUCCAAGACGCAAAGAAGAACUGCAUUGAGAGGCGAAAAAAAGAUAUCAAGCUAGAGCAGUUGAAUGCUUACGACCAGAUCACGAUGGAGGACCCACAUAGUCAUACAGAGAUUACCGUUACGGGAGCGUUGGAAGACAUAUUCAAGAACGGUCGCAUGCAGCUCGACUUCGAAGUUGAGUCCAAAUACAGCGCAGAAAUCGACAAGAUUCUUGAACCUACACAUCUCUGGGGACGAUUCAUCCCUGGACAUGAACAGGACAUCCAAACCUAUCACCAUCUGGAAUAUCCUGGAGGUGAAUGGAAGGGCAUUACGUCAGAGACAAAGUUUACAAACCCACAAGCCGUUCCCGGCGGCCUGGGGAGACUUUGUAAGAUUGAAUGGUUUAUUGCUCCAGACUACUAUAAUACCAACGAGGUAGUCGGACUUUCGCUCGUUUUCGAAAAUACGGAAAUUAUGUUAGGAUCACGCCGUGGCGGAUAUGUUUGCGCCAUUGAGCUCGGCAGGGAGGUCGUCAUUGGAGUGAAAACAAAAGUCUCAACUGACUACCGAGACAGAGAUCGAAUCGAGUAUAUUGAAUUCACCUAUGCUCCUGCAACUAUAGAUGCCCAAGGAAAUUUGAGUCUCCUGGCUAAAGAUCGUGUGGAGGAAGCUACCAAAUCCCUUCGUAGAAUUCGAAAGGACAAGUCCGAAAAAGACAUGGAAUUCAAGCACGCCCAUUCCAAUGAUCAUAAGAGUAAAUGGUCCGAGCUCAUUGAUGCUAAGAUUAGACGCCGUACUAUGGUAGCCUUACUCGCCAUAUUUGUACAGCAAAUCACAGGUCAGACUUUUGCCUCGCAAUACUCCGUCAUCUUCUACCUCUCCCAAGGGUUUGGUGCGCGAAGCUUUGUCUUUUCUGUCCUCAGCUCUGUCGCAGGUCUUGCCUGUCUGUUCAUCACUUGGUCUACUGUCGACCUGGUUGGUAGAAGGGUCUUACUUUUAGUCGGCGGCACCGGCAUGGCUGUGUUUCUGUUCAUUGUUGGCGCUGUCGGUACUAUCAAGAACCCUACGGAGACACAACAGAAUGCUCUUGUUGCUUCUUCCGCCUACGCACUAUCAUGGGCACCAGUAUCGUACAUCGUGCUUUCAGAAGCCGCAUCAAGCCAUAUCAAAGAGAAGACAAAUCUUGUCGCCUCUGUCAUUUCUGUCUUGACCACUUUUGCAACAUCCUUCACACUUCCCUACCUACUCAGCAAGCCUUAUGCGGCACUUGGCGCCAAGGUCGGCUUUAUCUAUGGAAGCUUUUGUGUAGCUAUGGUCGUGCUCGCAUACUUCUUUAUUCCCGAGCUCAAGGGGCGAAGCUUGGAAGAAGUCGAUCAGUUAUUUACAAGCGGUGAAUCGUUGAGAAAACUUGGAUUCCUGAAGACAAGGACGGCAGAGAAGGCUUAUGAAAGUCACGCGAAGCAAUAA